Molecule: messenger RNA, 1422 nt
Organism: Tachyglossus aculeatus (Australian echidna)
Lineage: Eukaryota; Metazoa; Chordata; Mammalia; Monotremata; Tachyglossidae
Gene: ARPIN
Product: actin related protein 2/3 complex inhibitor
Exons: 6
Coding region: 1-681 (226 amino acids)
Biological process (GO): negative regulation of actin nucleation
Source: RefSeq, a predicted model, not a curated record
AUGAGCCGCGUUUACCAGGACCGCGCCCUGCGCAACAAGGCUGUGCACAACGUUGCGUUCACCGGCGCCUGGGACCCAGCCACGUACCAGGGGGGCAGUGGCAUCCUUCUGGAGGGAACCCUUGCCGAUAUCUCUCGCCAUGCCAUUUCGGACGCCCACGGCAGGAAGGAGCGCUACUAUGUGCUGCACGUCCGACCCAGCCGCAUCCAUCGCCGCAAAUUUGACCCCAAGGGCAACGAAAUCGAACCAAACUUCAGUGACACCAAGAAAGUGAACACAGGCUUCCUCCUUUCAUCAUUCAAGGUGGAAGCCAAGGGGGCCACGGACAGGCUCUCACCCGUGGAGCUGAAGGGGCUGGUGGAGAAACCGGAUCUGCUGGAGCUGACCAAGGGCCAUACACCAGACCAGGCCGUGGCCUUCUGGAUGCUGGAGACCGACAUGGAGAAGAUGGAGCUGGAACUGGGGGAGGAGGUUCGCCUGAAGACCCGGGGCGACGGCCCUUUCAUAAGCUCUCUUGCCAAGGUCGAAGCCGGGACAGUGACCAAGUGCAACUUUGCCGGGGACCGGCAGGUGGGGGCUUCGUGGACCGACAACAUCAUGGCGAAGAAGUCCUCGGAAGGGGCAGUGGCGGAGCCCCGCGGGCUGGGAGAUGGGGCAGAGGAAGAUGAGUGGGACGACUGAACCGCCACAGCGAAGGCCUCUGGCCUUAGAUCGGACCUCUUCAGGCUGCCUUCUCUGGCUGUGUGGCCCGGGGAUGGGGAGGGAAAAAGCUCUUGCUUGAGGGGUUCGUGCACAGCACCUUUUUCAGCGGCCCGGCACCCGGAAGAAUCUUCUCUGCAGCCCGGCUUGGGAGUGGGUUCAGGGCAGGCUCCGUGCUUUGACUCCUGGGCUGCUCCAGUUGCCCCCAGGGCAGUCCUGCUUCACAGAAGGACGUUGUCAUCAGGGCCGGGAGAGGAGGAGGAGUCCCGCUGGGCAGCAGUCAGGCGGCUCCAGCCUGAGCCGGGCCUUGGUGACAGUCAUCUGAUUGCAAGACCCCAGAAGCGCUUCCCUGGGAACAAGAAGGGAGCCUGGUGUCCGGUGGUAAUUUUUUUGAGGAAGCCCCAUCGGCCAUGUCUUUCAUCAUCUGCUGGACCGUAUGAACACUUCUACUCCCCUUUUCCCCCUCUCUGUGCUCCUUCCUUCUGCAGUGGUUUGUGUGGCUACAUCCACCAUCUCCCCUCCCCGGCGCACUUUCGGUUCCUCAUCCCUGGUCCCUGUGGAUGGGCGGUUUUCCCUGGUUCCACCCUUGUUCUGUAGUUGUACUCAUCCCAGCUUUCAGGUCUACAAGCUCCUGGGUUGGUUCCGGUUUCCUGGAGUGGCAUGAUAAUAAUUAUGGUACUUGUUAAGCGCGUACUAUAUGCCAAACACUGUUCUAAGCCCUGA